CUUGGUACAAGCUUACCGGGCCAGGAUGGGGGGUAUAGGCGCCAAGCGCUCCAAGAAGAGCAAGAGCAAGCGGCAAACGCUGAAACAGAAGUACAAGGUGCUGCGCAAGGUCAAGGAGCACCACCGCAAGAAGCGGCGGGCGGACAAGAAGCUCGGCAUCAAGCCCAAGGAGCCCAAGGAUCCGGGCAUCCCCAACGCAUGGCCCUUCAAGGAGGAGCUGAUUGCGCAGCUCAAGGCGCAGAAGGAGCGGGCGGUGGCCAAGGAGCAGAUGCUGCGUGAGCAGCGCAAGGCCCAGAGGCAGCAGCAGGCCGCCAUGGAGCAGGACGGUGACGGUCAGCAGCUGGAGGCGCUGCAGCGGCAGGCGGCCAAGCGGGGGCGGGAGUAUGAGAAGGAGGCCGCCAAGGCGCCCGCCCCGGGCACCCCCGCCUUCGUGGACUACUCCCGCCGCGCCUUUUACAAGGAGUUUGUCAAGGUGGUGGAGGCCAGCGAUGUGCUGAUCGAGGUGCUGGAUGCGCGCGACCCGCUGGGCUGCCGCUGCCUGGAUGUGGAGCGCUUUGUGCGCAAGCUGGAUCCCUCCAAAAAGAUUGUGCUGCUGCUGAACAAGAUCGACCUGGUGCCGCGCGAGGUGGUGGAGCAGUGGAUCAAAUACUUCCGAGAGGAGCUGCCCUCGGUGGCGUUCAAGUGUAGCACGCAGAAGCAGGCGGCCAACCUGGGGCGGCGCCAGCUGGCGGCGCCCGUCGACGCGGCGGUGCGCGGCAGCGAGUGCCUGGGCGCCGACGCGCUGCUGCAGCUGCUCAAGAACUACGCGCGCAGCGCCGACAUCAAGCGGGCGAUCACGGUGGGGGUGGUGGGGCUGCCCAACGUCGGCAAGUCGAGCGUGAUCAACUCGCUCAAGCGCACGCGCGUGGCGCAGGUGGGUGGCAACACGCCGGGCGUGACCAAGGCGGUGCAGGAGGUGCACCUGGACAAGCAGGUCACGCUGCUGGACUCGCCGGGCGUGGUGUUUGCGCACGCGGGCGCCCAGGGCACGGCGGUGGCGGCGCUGCGCAACGCGGUCAAGGCGGAGCAGCUGGAGGACCCCACGCUGCCGGUUGAGGAGAUUGUGCGGCGCUGCCCCGCCAAGCAGCUGAUGACGGUGUACAAGGUGGCGGCGUAUGAGGGGGCAGACCAGUUCCUGCAGCUGGUGGCGCAGGCGCGCGGCAAGCUGAAGAAGGGCGGCGCGGUGGACGUGGCGGCGGCGGCGCGCAUCGUGCUGCAGGACUGGAACGACGGCCGCAUCCCGUACUUCACGGUACCGCCGCAGCGGGACAGCGAGGUGGCGGGCUCGGCGCGGGUGGUGGCGGCCUGGGGCUCCGAGUUCGAUGUGGACCAGAGCGCGGCGCUCGCAGGCCUACGCGGCAUGGAGGAGGGCGGCGGCGGCGGUGGCGCUUUCUUCCAGACCGACACGCUGGGCACGGCGUGCAUCGAUCUGGAGGGCCUGAAGCUGGCUGAGGAGGAGGAGGGCGGCAGCGGCAGCGAAGAUGAUGAUGAUGAUGAUGAUGAGGAGGAGGAGGAGGAUGGGGCAGAAGGCAUGAGCGGCAGUGACGGCGAGGAGGAGGCGCGCGGGCCGCCCGGCGGCGAAGCCAUGGACGAGGCGGAGGCGGCGCCGUCGGCCAAGCGGCAGCGCGGCGCGGCGUCGGCCGCACAGAACGUGCAGCUGUUUGCCGAGGCGGGCCAGUUCAACCCGCACGCGGCGCGCGCGGAGCGCAGGCAGCGGAAGAAGGGCAAGCUGAUGCGGCAGGCCGGGGGCGAAGACGGCGGCGGCGGCGGCGCGGCGGCAGAUGAGGAGUAUGAUUUCGAGGCGGACUGGCAGGCGGAGGCGGGCGGCGGCAGGAGCAACCCCUUUGCGCAGCUAGGCAGCGGCAGCGAGGGCGAGGGCGACGAGUGAGGAGGCCUGCGACUUGUGCCUGGCCGGAUCCCACCGCUUGCCUCCGUGCACAAGUACUGGUUGUAAAUGGCUGUGAGC
Molecule: messenger RNA, 2005 nt
Organism: Chlorella variabilis
Lineage: Eukaryota; Viridiplantae; Chlorophyta; Trebouxiophyceae; Chlorellales; Chlorellaceae
Exons: 11
Coding region: 26-1927 (633 amino acids)
Cellular component (GO): nucleolus
Molecular function (GO): GTP binding
Source: RefSeq, a predicted model, not a curated record